AUGGAAACUGUAGAAAUGAAUAGUGUAUCCUUGAAACGUCCUCGCUCUGAGGACAAUGUGGCUAAUGCAGACGAAAUUAAAAGACAGAAGAUCUCGGAGAAGUCUAAGACAGGGAACGACUCUAGGCAGAGUGUUGAGACUGUAACAGAACAACCUGACAAAUCUCUGCUUGAGGACAUGAAAAAUGAAAUAAUCCCCAAUGAGGAAAGUGAGGAGCAGGAAGAUGAGGAACUAGAGGACAGUGAUGAAGAUGGAGAUCCAGAGAGCUUUGCAGACAUGAUGAAGCAUGGACUGACAGAAAGUGAUGUUGGCAUAACUAAAUUUGUUAGCUCUCAUAAAGGGUUUUCUGGAAUCUUAAAAGAGAGAUACUCAGACUUUGUUGUCCAUGAAAUAGGCAAAGAUGGACGUGUGAGCCAUUUAGAUGACUUUUCUGUUCCAGUGGAUGAUGAGGACCCAUCAGAAGAAACAUUUACAGUUUUAUCGGAUGAAGACAAGCAACGUUUAGAGGAACUUCAGCUUCUUAAGAAUAAGGAAACUAGUGUUGCCAUAGAGGUAAUUGAAGACACCAAAGAAAAAAGAACAGUUAUCCAUCAGGCUGUGAAGUCCUUGUUUCCUGGACUGGAGACUAAAACAGAAGAUCGAGAUGGAAAAAAAUACAUUAUUGCUUAUCAUGCUGCUGGGAAAAAAGCACUGGCAAAUCCAAGAAAACACUCUUGGCCAAAAUCUAGGGGAAGCUACUGCCACUUUGUACUGUACAAGGAGAACAAGGAUACUAUGGAUGCCAUAAAUGUCCUCUCCAAAUUUUUAAGAGUGAAGCCAAACAUAUUUUCCUACAUGGGAACUAAAGAUAAAAGGGCUAUAACAGUUCAAGAGAUUGCUGUUCUUAGAAUCACUGCACAAAGACUUGCUCAUUUGAAUAAAUGUUUGAUGAACUUCAAAUUAGGAAAUUUCAGUUACAAGAACCAUCCACUGAAAUUAGGAGAACUGCAAGGGAACCAUUUCACUGUUGUUCUCAGAAACAUAACCGGAACUGAUGACCAGAUAGAGCAAGCAAUGCACUCUCUCAGGGAAAUUGGAUUCAUUAAUUACUAUGGAAUGCAAAGAUUUGGAACCACAGCUGUUCCUACAUAUCAAAUUGGCAGAGCUAUUCUACAGAACAAUUGGAAUGAAGUAAUGGAUUUGAUAUUAAAACCACGACCAGGAGCUGAGAAGGGAUACUUAGUAAAAUGCAGAGAAGAAUGGGCAAAGACUAAAGAUCCAGCAGCAGCCCUCAAGAAACUACCUGUAAAAAGGUGCGUGGAAGGACAGCUUCUACGUGGACUCUUAAAGUAUGGAAUGAAGAACAUAAUCGCUGCAUUUGGCAUAAUACCAAGAAAUAAUCGUUUAAUGUAUAUUCAUAGCUACCAGAGUUAUGUGUGGAAUAAUAUGGUGAGCAAGAGAAUAGAAGAAUAUGGGCUUAGAGCUGUACCAGGAGAUCUCACACUUAAAGGAGCCACAGCUGUUCAUAUCGAAGAAGGAGAUGUUGAUAAUUACACUAUCCAUGAUGUAGUGAUGCCAUUGCCUGGAUUUGAUGUUAUUUAUCCAAAGCAUAAAAUUGGUGAGGCCUACAAGGAAAUGCUAGUAGCUGACAAUCUCGAUAUCAACAACAUGAGGCAUAAGAUCAGAGAUUAUUCACUUUCUGGAGCAUACAGAAAGAUUAUCAUUCGACCUCAGAAUGUCAGUUGGGAGGUUGUUGCAUAUGACGAUCCCAGAAUCCCAUUAUUUACUACGGAUUUGGAUAAGCUGGAAGGAAAACCGUUACCAGUUCUUCCUACAGACGGUAAAUUCAGGGCACUGAAGAUGGAGUUCUCCCUUCCCCCAUCCACUUAUGCUACCAUGGCAAUUCGAGAAGUUUUGAAAAUGGACACAAGCAUAAAAAACCAGACACAGCUGAAUACUACCUGGUUACGCUGAAUGAACUGUAAAGACGACUUAGAUUUUAACAUCUAUAAAGUGUUUUCCUAUUUACAUGAUCUGUACAAAUCUUUAAAGACUGGUAGUAAGAGAUUUGUAUUUUUUUAAGUUUUUUUAGUGCUAGCAUUUAACUUCAGUAGUCAUUUGCAAGAUGGUGGUUGUAAUAUAAUACAGAUCUUAGUGAGUGGUGCUUUUUAAUGAAUAAGUUGCCUGAGCUGUAACAUGGGCGCAUCUUUAAGAAAUGGGCUUCUAAGUUUCAGACCUGGAAAAAUGUUUCACUUGCCCUUUUUUUUUUUUUUUUUUGGCAAGCACUGAAUGUUUUCAUGAGUUCAGCACAACUUGAAGACUCUUCAAAUACAUUAAAUAACAGGUUAGGAAAAUGAGUUGCAACAAAAUUAAGAUA
This is a messenger RNA of Nipponia nippon (crested ibis), 2356 nucleotides long. The record is from RefSeq and is a predicted model, not a curated record. Lineage: Eukaryota; Metazoa; Chordata; Aves; Pelecaniformes; Threskiornithidae.